Messenger RNA from Striga asiatica, 1548 nucleotides. The record is from the annotation of a GenBank genome assembly. NCBI's taxonomy places the organism in Eukaryota, Viridiplantae, Streptophyta, Magnoliopsida, Lamiales, Orobanchaceae.
AUGUGGGUGAGCUCGCCGGAUUUCAAGCAGGUCGGGCGUCGUGGUCGCUGCUGGUGGCGGAUUGAUGGCCGAGAAAAGAGGGGAAGUUCAAGUCCCCUAAACUUCCUCUACCUUCGCCUCCAAUCCCUAACCAUCGCCGCAACUUCUGUCGGCGCUCCACCGCCUUUGGCCGCAAACCCCAUAUCACCGAUCAAUGAAGCACAUCUCCUCCGAGUCUGUACAGUCCUCUACCAGCAGCAAAACGCCCCAAACACAAAGCUCCAUGCCAGCCUCACCAAAACGCGAUUCGAUCUCAGCCACGAGUUUUUCCUCCAAGUCUGCAACAAAUUCCCAUAUUCAUGGCAGCCCAUUUACAGAUUUCACUUAUUCUCUACAUCCCAACUCAAUUUCUCCCACACACCCACCACCUUCAACAAGAUCCUCGACGCUGUAAUCAAGAAACAUCGACCUUUUCUGGGAACUCUGCCGGGAAAUCGGACAACUCCGUCUAGUCAACCUAGGGAGCUGAAAAAAUGUGUCGAGUUUUUCCAUUUGAUGAAUGGGUUCGGGUAUGUGUAUAAAGUUGAGACCUUUAACAUAGUUGUUGAGUUUUUGUGUAAAAACAAACUUAUCUUGGAGGCUAAUCAUAUUGUGGUUAAGUUGAAAGAUUGGAUCAAGCCCGAUGUGACUACCUACAGAUGGUUGAUCUACGGUUUUUGCGAUGUGGGCAAUUUAAUCGAGGCCUCGAAGGUGUGGAAUUUAAUGGUGGACGAGGGUUUCAAGCCGGACGUGAACGCGAUUGAGGUCAUGUUGGAGACCCUUUUCAAGAAGAAUAAGUUCGACGAUGGCUUCAAGCUUUUCCACGAGACGCGUGGGAAAAGAAUAGAGUAUUUGGGCCUUUCGACUUACAAGCUCGUGAUCAAAUGGCUUUGCAAGAAAGCCAAAAUGGGAGAGGCACGCAUCAUGUUCGAUGAAAUGCGUAUGAGAGGGAUAAAUCCCGAUAACGAGAUAUUUGGGUCGAUUGUUUACGGGCUUUCGAGUCGAGGAAGGAUAAACGAGGCACGCAAAUUUUUAGAAGACGUUGAGAAUCCGGACAUAUCUUUGUACCACGGGAUGAUCAAGGGGCUCGUGAAGCUAAAAAAGGCGAGCGAGGCUACAGACAUUUUUCGGGAGAUGAUAAGAAAGGGGUGUGAGCCAACAAUGCAUACGUAUAUCAUGUUGUUGCAAGGGCAUUUAGGGAAGAGGGGAAGAACAGGGGAGGAUCCUUUGGUCAACUUCGAUACUAUCUUUGUGGGGGGUUUGGUUAAGGCCGGAAAGCCUUUGGAUGCGGGCAAGUACGUGGAGAGGGUGAUUGAUAGAGGGGUUGAAGUGUCGAGAUUCGAUUAUAAUAAAUUUUUGCAUUGUUUUUCAAACGAGGAAGGUGUGACCAUGUUUGAGUCCAUGGCUAGGAAGUUUAGGGAGGUGGGGUUGUUUGAUUUGGGUGAUAUUUUCGAGAGGUAUGGUUUAAAAAUGGCGACUAGAGAUCGGAGGAGAAGUAGAGGAGUCGAGCUGUUGGAAGAAGGUUCUUAA